Messenger RNA from Cynara cardunculus var. scolymus (artichoke), 2284 nucleotides. Its product is annotated as serine/arginine repetitive matrix protein 2. The record is from RefSeq and is a predicted model, not a curated record. The coding region runs from base 85 to 2088 and encodes 667 amino acids. The transcript is spliced from 3 exons. Lineage: Eukaryota; Viridiplantae; Streptophyta; Magnoliopsida; Asterales; Asteraceae.
GCAUCUCUUUGGUUUCUUGAUUAGGGUUUUAAGUUCUCCGAUCACAUCCUCGUCGAAUUAGGGUUCCUGAACAAAGAAACAGGUAUGUACAACGGAAUCGGAUUGCAAACCGCUCGCGGUUCCGGCACCAACGGUUACAUUCAGAGCAACAAGUUCUUCGUCAAGCCCAAGACGAAUAAGGUGUUGACAGGAAACGCUGGCGGCUACGAGGCGGGACAGGGUAUCGCCGGCGUCACUCGGAAACCUAACAAAGAUAUUCUCGAGCAUGACCGGAAGCGCCAGAUCCAGCUUAAGCUUGUUAUUCUUGAAGAUAAGCUCGUUGAUCAGGGAUAUACAGAUGAUGAAAUCGCCCAAAAGCUGGAUGAAGCUCGUACGACUUUGGAGGCUGCUUUGGCGUCCGAGGAUGCGGGUGGAGCCACCGCAGUAGUCAUCCACUCUGAUCAGAAGGUUUCAGAUACACAGACUCACCAAGUAGCAGCACGUAAAGAGAAGCAAAUGGAGACCUUAAAAAAUGCUCUCGGGAUAGUCCAUGAAGAUGAUAUGAAGAAGUAUGUACCUGCCUCUGAUGAUGAAAAGAUAGAUGAUGGUGAUAAAGCAAGAAAUAAUAAAAAAUAUGAUCCUCGUGUUGAUGGUAGACUUGAAAAAGAUACUAAAGUUGCUAAAGAUGGGCUUGACGAGCUCAAACAUUACAAGAAAAAGACAAGCAAAAGAAGAGAGGCUUCUUCCGAUAGUGAGAGUGAUAGCGACAGUUAUGGUGAUACCGAUAGCGAUAGCAGUAGGGAAGUUGUGAAAGCGAGUAGGAAGAAACCGCAAAAAAGUAGGGGAAGAAGUGACCAUGAUGAAGUCUCUGAAUCUGACUCUGAUGUUGAUACAAGAAAGAGCAGGCGAAAAUCAAGUAAGCACACCAAAGGUAGAAGACAUGACAGCGAUGAUUCCGAUGAUACAAGAAAACAUGCUCGAAAUGUGAAGAAAUACCAGUCAGAUGAAAGUUCUAGUUCUGAUGAACGUCCUACCAUUAAAAGUGGAAAGGAGAAGCAGCUUUCUUCCAGGAGCAGGCGACAUGAUUCAGAUGAUGACUCUGAUGCUUAUGAUGUGGAUAAAUAUGAAAGAAGACAAAUGGAGGAGAAGAGGAAACAAAAGAGAAUUGAUAGCAAAGUAGAAAAAAAUAUUUCCACUUCCAAUGACUAUGGAAGAGGCAUUGAUGAUAGGUGGGAUGGAGGUGGUAGCAAGCAUGAUGUGUUGAGUGAUACCAGUUCUGGUGGAGAAAGAAGAUGUGAGAAAGAAAGAAUUGAAAGGGUGGGAAGAAGACGGCAUGACAACGAUGACAAAGAGUCUGACAAGAAAGAGGAAGUGGAGAGGGUUGGAAGGAGGUCGCGUGGAAAUGAUUUUGAGGCCUUUGACAAAAAAGACAUAAGACCUAGAGAAGGGGAAGUUGAAAGGGUUGGAAGAAGGCAGCAUGAUAUUGACCGUGAGAUAAGAUCGAAAAUGGAGAUGAGAACAAGUGAGAAAAGGCAGCGUGAUAUUGAAGAAGAUGGACAUGGCAAAAAUGUAAGACGAAAAAAAGAGAGAGUUGAAAGGGGUGGAAGGAGGAGGCAUGAUAGUGAUGAUGGUGAGGAAUCUGACAUAGAUGUCAAACACACAAAUGAGAAACUUGGAAGGAGUGGAAGAAGGAGGCAUGAGAGCGGUGAACCUGACAUAAAUGUCAGUCACACAAAAGAGAAAUUGGAAAGGGGUGGAAGAGGGCACGAGGAUCUUAAUCAUGAACGUAUGACUGAGAUACCAGUUAGGGACGAACAAAGACAUAGGAGCAAGACUAAUGAUGAUGAAGAUGAAAAGUAUCUGGAGGGCAGAAAAGAAAGUAGGGAUGAAGAAGAUCGUCGGGGUAGAAAGCACAAAAGAGAUGAAGAAGAUGCGACAUUCAUAAAGCAUGAAAAAAUUAGGGAGCAUCAUGAAUCGAAGUAUGGUAGAGAGCAUGAUGAAGAACAUGGAAGUAGAAGAGGUGAGAGGGAUCAGUCGAAGAGAAGCAGAUAUGAUAGUGAGAGGAGGUAUGAGAGUGGGAAGCAUGACGUUGGACGUUCGAGGCACUGAUCCUUUAAUACGACUGUGAUGAUUGGCUGGCUGGCAGUAAAAUGUAAUAAUAUCUUUGAUGGAUGGAGUGAUGCAAGUAAUAUAUGAUGUUGUGAGAUUUAAAAUAUUUGGGUUGUUUGUUGAUAUUUGUGGCAUAUCAUCUUCACCCAUGGAUGUGACUAUUUAUUAUUUAAUGUUUUUGAAUUGCAUUCCUGGU